CAGCACUGCAUCUGUCCGCUUUCUUGUCCAGUUUCUCACAUUUUUACAUGAUGUCAUCUACAUGUUAUGGAACACUGGCUUUCUUUUGUGAAUAGGUUUAAGCGAGAGGUGCAGUGACUCUGAUAACGAAUAACAUGCAUAGCCUUCCUCUUGACUGAAGGUUACUUGUCCAACUCCUUUAUUGGAGUAGGUUUGCCUAGCUAGCAACUUUGAGCUGUCCUGGGAAACUCGGGAGCUUCCAUAUGAUGGGGCCAGCGCGUGCAUUACAAGAUUGUACCUUUUAUUCUCCACUAGUGUAACAUGCAGCCACACUGCUGCCACCAACACACCCCGAUAUGCACAUCAAGGUUGCAUGUUUGCUGCAGGAUCAUACGGUUGUAGUGGCUGACUUUGGGCUGGCUCGUGUCAUGAGCGACCCCAGUGUGGCGGGGAUCGGCCGCAGGAGCAGCACUGGUGCCAAGCGUACCUCAGGCGGUGGUGUUGGAGCAGGCAGCAAGCGGCUCGAGCGCAAGAAACGCUACACUGUAGUGGGUAACCCAUAUUGGAUGGCGCCCGAGAUGAUGACCGGGAAACUGUACGACGAGAAGGUGGACCUUUUCUCCUUUGGUAUCGUCCUCUGUGAGAUCAUUGGCAGGGUGCAGGCUGACCCUGACUACUUGCCCCGAAGCAAUGACUUUGGCCUUAACACUGUUGUGUUCAAAGAGAAGUUUUGUGCAAGCUGUCCGGAGCCUUUCUACCGCAUUGCCUUCUUGUGCUGCGACGUUGAUCCAGAAAAAAGGCCACCAUUUGAGCUGCUUCAGAAAUGGCUGGAAGGAAUAUCUCUGCACCUUAUAGUGGACAGCCCCCUUCCCAAAGAACUAAUGAGGGACAUAAUUAACUACCAGGGUGCAGUUGUGACCAGCACAGACUCGACACCCGAGUCCAUGACACCGCCUGAGUGCCGACGGUCUCCCCUGAGAACCAUCAGUGAGCAGGCAUUGGAUUCGCCACGGUCAUCACUGGAGCUGGACUAAAUUGCUGCACUCUGGUACUUCACCCCAGUGUUUCAUCAUAGUGCUCACUUUAGCUCUGUACAUCAUAAGUGUUUGUGGAACUGAACUAUAGAUAUGUUGUGUGCUUUGCCCGUGCAAAAAUGUCUGUUUUCUGAGAUAGUGGAAGGCUGACCAUGGGCGUCAGUUAAUUGAAUGAUGUGCCCUUCUAUGUUUCUUUUUUUUUAACUGUUGCCUCAUGUUUUUGAUGAGUUUGUGCAGGAUGCGUAUAUUCAGUUAGGAUGUAUUUGUUGUCUUCAUUCUUAGCUUGGUUAUCCUUUGCAUCACAGUGAUGCAUGGCAAUUAAGCAAGAAUGUAUGAGGCAAGUGUUGUCCAUGCAUGUUUCAAAUGACAACCAAACAUAAAACUAGACUUAUUCAGUUUGACAAAUGGACACCUUCUUAAACACAGCUGUCAUAGAUUUACCAAUGUUAUGACUUCCCGCUGCCCAACCAGUGCUGCAGUGCCAUUUUUAACUGGAUGAGUUGGUACAAGUUCACAGAAACGGGAAAACACAAAACCACAACGGACAGAGAGAGAAGUUACAAGUUCUGAACACCGAAUCCCUGUACUUCUCUUGUGCCUUUGCAGUGCUUUUUUUUUUUUUUUUUAAAGCAGUACUGUCAGAUACCAGCAUAAAAGAAUUCGUUGAAGUUGCUCCUACAACAUAGCUUUGAGCGCCAGACAGCUAAUGCAUGAAAAUUUCUACUUCACCAAACAUUUUAUGGGGUUGACACUAAAUUUUAUAUUCUUUCGAAAACUGUACAACCAAAGAUCAUUUGUCUUAGUGUUGUUGCCAUUAUGGUAAUUCACAAUGCAAAAUGGAAGAAAAUGCCUACGUGUAGCAGUUGCUAUUGUGAGGAACACUUUGAUAGUGGUGAUGUCAUUUGUUGCAGUAACCAAAAACAAAUUAUGGUAAUAAGCAAGCAUUUAUGGAAUCAUGCAAGAUCAUUGAAAUGGUGAAAUGCUGUCACAUAGAGAAGUUACUGCAUUGUGGGUAACUUCAAAUAAGAAUCUGUCAAGAUUGUUAGUCGCACUGUUAAGUAUGGCACUGAGUGAAAUGCACGUGGUCAUACAUGCACGAAGGUGGGAGCCUGUGGUUUCUUUCACUUGUGUGUGCUUUCCACUUGUGCCAUACUUAACCUUAACACUGUGUGAAGGCCAAGAAUGGCAAAGCAAGCUUCUUUGGGACAGGUGAGCUGGAGUAAAAAAUGAUUGCUCUUUUUCAUCAAACAUUCUACCAGAAAAGCUGAACUGUGCAAGAACAAUGCAAAAAGGCACCUGCAAUGACAUUUCUCAAUAGAGCCAGUAUGCUAGCCACAUGGUGCUUGCUUGGUCCAAUUGCUAAUAGUAUUUUUCGUUGUGCACAGUGGCAGUGUAAUCAUAAAAUGGAUCGCUUACAGGACAUGAGGAGGUGAAACAGCCAGCCUGAAAUAUCUUGCCAUUUACCAGUAGGUUUGAUAUGUAGUUUUUAGUAACUUUUCGUGUAGACUGAUUUCACACUUCCUCCUUGCCCUUUGAAAUUCCUUUAGCAAGGCCCACCUGCUGUGAUAGUUCAUUGUCAUCUUGUUGCUGCCUUUAAAGUGUCUUAACAUGUACCGAUAGCUUCUCUAGCGAAGUCAUCUUAUUCACCAUAGGCAAUCUUUCAUCUCCUCUGUGUUGUGGCUGAACCAAAUUAGACUACUUGUAAUUAUAGCACUAUAUAGCUUAAUUUCGCUGGAAAACCCACACUAAAAAUGCAAAAAAUUUUCCAGUAAAGUCGGGGUUCAGGUUGUAUGCGAAUUUCACCUCGAGGUGCGACUUCACGGCAAAUACGUGACAUGGCCAGGCACCUUGGGCUUGCACUUAUAACUUGUGUCAAAAAAUGUUAACGUUUUAAGCUUUGUGAGCCUCUUGGUUUAAAAUAGCACAGCAAUGAACCUUUUUUGUAAUGACCAGGAUGUGCCGUGCAUAUAAGUCAUCAGUUAUUUUCAUAUAUUACAGAAAUAGCACUUUGUAUGUGGCUUUCCCAGCAAUAUUGAGAACAUUUAAUGAAAAGCAGCUACUUGAAAACAAGCCUUUCCUUUUCUUUUUUUUUUAAUGCAUUAGAAACUGCAUUUUGUGCUGAUCACAUGUUAUUAUAAACGAAUUUUAAUGUUGAAAGGGAUAUGUUCCUUCAGAAAGUACAAUUGUUGCAGGAAAGUUAUUAAAAAAAAAAAAGUGGUCCAGUACUUAAAAGGCAUACAGUGGAAUCUCGUUGAUACGAUCUUCAGGGGAACCGGAGUGUAUCAUCAGAAAGUCGUAUCAUUGAAUGUAUUAUCGAUUGAAAUCGUAUUAUCGAGAAAAGAAAAUAAAUUUUGUCAUCACGAAAUACGUAUUACGCAGAAUCUUAUCAUCGAGGUUCCACUGUAUUUCAUUGGUUUUUAUUAUAUAUGAAUUUUGAUGUUGAAAGGGGUAUCUGCAACUUCAUUCAGAGGUUAGAAUUGUUGUAGGAAACUUGGUAAAAAAAAAAGUGGUCCAUUACUUAAAAAGAAAUAACUUAUUGAAUGCACUGCAGGGCCCAUGGUCGCCAUCUGUGUGCGCAAGAGUCGCAACCGCUGGUAUUUCAAUGCCAUGCCACAGAUUACCUUUGUUGUUCAGCAGAAAUGAAUAACUUGAUCAUGUCUUCCCAGUUUACAGCCAUAUUUGGCAUAUGGUUGAAUAUCCACCUAUUGAACACCCAAAUUAAUUGUAUAGAUAUUAGUUAUGUUUUGUGGUAAGUCAAAAAUAAUGUAUUGAAUUUCAUUGUGUUUAAGCACCAUGUGGUGCUACUUGAAACCAUCUGUAGUACUGCCACAUCAUGCGCUUUACGGCAAGUUUUCUUAGAUUGUAUUUUAUUGUGUCUCAUUUAAUAUUAGCCUGUGAAGAAACAUUCUGCAGCAGUCCAUUUAUUUGGUACUCUCUGUUUGUUUUUAGUUAGAGAAAUGGCUAUAUAAAUAAAAAAGGAAUUUUUUUAAGUACUAUUAGAAAUUUACACUUCACAAAUAGCAUAUUUGCUGUAUUAGGCCAGCUCUUGAGUUCUCAUGUGUGUGAACCACCAGAUACAAAUACAGAAAAACAAAUGAGGCAAUUUGAGUGCAUCUUUCAACGUAUAUAGAUGGGCUUUUCUGUCACGGUCAAAUAAAUAUUCAGCAAGUUUAAAUGCCUUCCAUACUAAGUGUACUUGGGAGACAUCUCUUAUAUUUUACAACUAUGUGUAAAACGCCAAUAGGUGAUUUCAUUGUAGUUUUCCGUGUGCACUGUUUACAUUCAUUUCAUUUGGGACCACUGUUCUUCUCCGUGCAUUCCACAUUUUUACAGCUGUUGGUAAACAACAUUAUACAUAACGCUAGAGGUGUAUUUGAUGCACUCACACUGUUUUUAUACAUGCCUGUUCAUGCACUUUUUUUUGUGUGUGUGUGCUUUGUGUAUGGUGUAUGGAUGAAAUUCUUGACCCCAUGUGCUUGGCUAGCUGGUAUAGAAUUGUGCGUUGGAGGCUCAAGCUUUUGUGCAGAGGCUUUAAUUCACAAGGUGCACAUGAAGCACUUUGGUUGGAUGAAUUGGUUUGAACAUAUUGCUAAAUAAAAUGCAAUAUAGAAGUAUGCUUCUAUAUUAAAUUUGAUUGUAAAGGAAAGGUGCAUUUCCUUGUACCACUCUUUGUUUGUACUAAUUGAUUAAUUCCAUUUAGUGCAUGCAUUGGGGACUUGCGGACGAGAAGCAAUGACUGAGAUGGUAGCGCUUUUAAGGUUCCCCUCUUCUGAAACUGCAAUUGAUACAGAGAAUGUACUCAGUCACACCUUAAGGGGGGAUGUGGGGCUAAAAUAGCAAUUUUUGACAGACUAACACAUUGUCUAAUUUUGUUUAUUUUGGAUUUAUAGAUGUAAAAAGAAGCUCAUCACCAACCUUGGUUGCAAUCUGCGCUGUAGAAAACAAAAAAAUGAAUUCUCUUCUAGUGACGGUAACGCGCGCUCGCUGUCAAGAGUGCCCAUGAAUGCUGUGCUCAAGACAUGGCUGCAGAGCAGGCGAGAAACCACACACUGAGUGAAUGCCCGCAUUAGAAAGUUAGUUUAUCGCGCAUUUUAAUCAUGGGAGACCUUCCAUCAAGAAUGCAGCAAAAUAAGAACUAAAAAUGCAAGGCAUUCUGGCUGGGUGGCUGUCUACGAGCACAGUCAAGGGCAUUGGACUGCUCUGAAGAUCAAAAAAAGAAAGUGACGAUUUGAAGCAAUUGCCGCAGAGCAGGUUUGAAUUGAAAAGGAGGGUCCAACCGAUGGGGCAGGGCACGUCAAUUCAUUAAUUUUGGUCUUAAAGUAAAAUAGCGCGUUCUGAAACCUCUGAACUCAUUUUUCUCGGCGCUUUUUGGCUGAACAAAACCUUCAGGAAAACUAUCAUUUCCAAACUGCUUUGCCAAAACUUGCUUUUAAAGUAGUUUCUGGGCUGAAAUUUUGUCAGCAACAAGAUGAGAUACUUUUUAUAUUUAAACAUUUUUAUUAACACAAGGGAUUAUUACAUUUCUGACAUAUAAUGACAAUGCAAAAAAAUUGAACUUAGCCUCAAAGUGAUAACAUCGUUAAGAAAUGCAAUUUAAGAAACGCUACUGGCCUUAUCUCUCACUAUAAACCCCCCUAGAAGCUAUAUAACAAAAACAGUGUGUCUUCAUUUUUCUGAAAUGAUAGUUUUCCUAAGGUCACAUGUCUAAUUGAUCCAUAUGACAGCCAUAACUUCUUUUCUAUUUUAUCUGUAUUAAUGAAAUGUAGAAUAUAUAGUUAAAACAAGAAGAUAGCUGAUACAUAAACCUAUAAUUUUUCAUAAAUAUCCGUGCAACGGUUCAAAAGUUAAUUUUCAGCCCCGCAUCCCCCCCUUAAAGAGACAGUAAGGAGCAGCAAUCAAUUGGUCAGGACUGGUUAAGUAUUGUUUCAAAGCCCUAUUUUUAUUCAUAUGGCAGCAAUGGUUUAUUAUUGGAGAAAAUGAGGUCUGAACUUCUCUUUUGCAAAUUUUGCAUGUAAACCUCGAAGUUUGAGGUAUAUUAUCAAAUUUGGGCCGUUUGGUGCAACUUUUUGAAAUGUUCUGGGUUGCGACCUUUGGUCACUUUAGAAUGCAGUGUAGUCCCACUUUAUUGAUAAACAAUUAACUAGACCCAACCUAUGCUAUCAAAAUCACCGCCACCAUUGCAAGCUCGUGCGGGAAUAGCUAGAUGGUAUUGCCACACAUCUUGCGUUCUCAUCUCUUGUGACUUUCAAGUGGCUGCUUUUCCAUCACAGAAAUGUUGUUCACUAAUACAGCUUACUUACUUAAUAGACAGUCCAUCAAAGUAUAGUAAAGUUGGUGUAGCUGAAUCAAUCAUCUGACAUGACUGUAUCUCAUAAUAAUUUUGUUAGCAGUUUUGCAUCUUUUUGCUUGCUUUCUGUUUUGCUUUCUGGAACUACAGUGAUCAUCAAAGGUUUAAGAUAUAUGGCAUGACAACAGCUACCAACAUGCGUCUGCUUCUGUGCAAAAGUGAGAGCCGGCCAGCUAUGUAUUGUGAGUUUGCACAUUUUGUGGGGCUGAAUUUUGUUUGAAUUUCGAAAAAGUUGCCAAAGAGUCUGAUGGGUAUGGUACCUGGGGUUUUAUCUUGCUUACCUGGUACCUGGUGAUUACUCUUGCUUGACUGUGUUGAAUUGUGUAAUCUAUUCCAGAUUUUAGCACGUGCAAAAAAUCAAAACCUGCACCCUGUAAAGAAGAGCUUAUUUAUUCUGGUGCACAACUUGUUCAGUCUUUUUCUUUCACAUUCUUUAUACAAUAUUUACCCUGUGCCUCUAUGUACAUACAUAUAGCAUUUAACUUAUUUACAUUGUAAAGGGCUUGUUUUGUCGCAUUCCUCUUCCAUGUCACAUAGUCACAUUAUUGCGUUUUUAUAGAUGUUGUGCACGUCAGCUUGAUGUCACCUUUUCUUUUUUCUUGUCGUGGAAUAUCUAGCUUGCACUUUUUUUGUUGCAGUAAUAUUUUAGGCCAAGUUAUAAGUAGUAUUCAAAAAUUUUUUCUUGGUUAGUGCAAGCUGGCUUAAGUUAUUUAAAAAAUGAGCAUGUUUCCUCGCACUGUUUAGCCACAUUAAGUUAAUAUUGACUAGCUCAACUUUCAAUGCUUCUACAGCUGUUUAUCCACCCACCUGUUUUUUUCUCCAAGGACAUAAUUAAAAUUUGCCUUUCUGGGGUGCUCCUGGCAUAUCAUGGAUACUUUCAUGCUAGGCCAAAUAGUGGUGUCGAGGCAGCUAUGCUUUAUGAUAACCUGUGCCUAAAUGAGAGCUUGACUGCAUAAAAUGCUAUUCAGAAAACAAUUUCCAUCAAAUCCCACAUUGUGGAGAAGAUAAAUUCAGAAAAGUUUUUUGUUUUUGCUUAGAAGCCAUUUGUUAUUUGUGGAUGGCAACUUUUCCUAUUUAUGCAUCAGUGCCCGUAUUAAGGGAUUUUGCAGGGCUUAAUUGGUGUUUCAGCUUCAAGUGCUUCAGUUGGAGAGAUUGGUUUUUCCUUGUGCAGCCAGCUGCUAGCCUCCUUAUUGGCUCAUUUAGAGUAGCAACUUCUAUGGGCCGAGAUAUUAUUCCCAAACAGGGAUGAAAUUUUCUUCAACUUCACUGUUUCUUUUUGAGUUACAUAUUUUGUUGUUCAGCUUAAGCAGUUGAUUCAAUACCUGUUUAGAUAAAUGGAAGAAAAAUGUUACAGGUGAAAUAUCUGUAGCUGUGUAAAAAAUAAAGCUAGCCAUUUAAUUAAAUAGGUGACGGAGCAUAACUGUAAUAUACCGUAAGUGUUAGGAAUUCAUUGGAGAUUUUGCAUUGAUGGUGCUGUUGAAACGGUAUGCAAGAUUUGUGCAAUUCUGCCAGAUACCAUGCUGGCCUGAUUAUUUCAUGAUGCAGUAUGGUUAACUGAAUGUCACACUUCUGUUCACUUAGUUUCUGCCUGUAAAAUAAAGAUUUUAUAAAAUGCCUUA
Dermacentor silvarum is the source of this 7979-nucleotide messenger RNA. Its product is annotated as LIM domain kinase 1. Lineage: Eukaryota; Metazoa; Arthropoda; Arachnida; Ixodida; Ixodidae. The coding region runs from base 336 to 1013 and encodes 225 amino acids. Gene Ontology annotation, cellular component: cytoplasm; nucleus. The transcript is spliced from 3 exons. Gene Ontology annotation, biological process: actin cytoskeleton organization; protein phosphorylation. The record is from RefSeq and is a predicted model, not a curated record. Gene Ontology annotation, molecular function: ATP binding; protein serine/threonine kinase activity.